AUGUCAAAGGGGGACAACCCGUUCUACAACAUCACGAGAUUCCAUUUCGGCGAUGAGUUGUCGGACUACAUGCCCCACCCGCCCAUCCACCUGCUGGCCAUCUGCACCAUCCUGUACGUGGUCAUCUUCCUGUUGGGGCUCAUCGGGAACGUGGCGGUCAUCCUGGUUGUCCUUCAAUGUCAUCUGGUGACGCUCCUGGAGAACGUGGUGGGUAACGCCAGCGUCGUCACCAUCCUGGCCAUCAGCGUGGAGCGCCACCGUGUGGCCUACCGCUCCACCACCACCACCGCCAGUAUAUGCACUGUGUUCAAAUCCUUCCUUGCCAUCUGGCUAACCUCGUUCGCUGGAGCCUUACCAUUUUUGUUCAUCACCGAGUUUAAAAACGCAGAGUACAUUGACGGUACUCGUGUGUCACGCUGCGUGACAGAGAUUAACCAAACGUGGCAGAAAGUCUACGCUGUCUUUGGAAACUGGUUCUUCUUCAUCAUGCCUUUAUUUAUUAUUCUAUUUUUAUACACCAAGGUGUACAUGAAACUGAUGCUGCUGUUUAAGAGAGAACACGAGAAAUCCCUCAACUACCCGCGGGAGAUCGUUCGACUCAAGCGACAGAUGACCCAGAUCAUCAUCACCGUCGUUCUCGUCUUUUUUAUAUGUCACACACCUUACAGGUCAGCUAUGUCACACGCCUUACAGGUGAGCUAG
Physella acuta is the source of this 702-nucleotide messenger RNA. RefSeq names its product neuropeptide Y receptor type 2-like. Gene Ontology annotation, cellular component: plasma membrane. NCBI's taxonomy places the organism in Eukaryota, Metazoa, Mollusca, Gastropoda, Physidae. The record is from RefSeq and is a predicted model, not a curated record. Gene Ontology annotation, molecular function: G protein-coupled receptor activity. Gene Ontology annotation, biological process: G protein-coupled receptor signaling pathway.